Messenger RNA from Fundulus heteroclitus (mummichog), 4814 nucleotides. RefSeq names its product CUB domain-containing protein 1. NCBI's taxonomy places the organism in Eukaryota, Metazoa, Chordata, Actinopteri, Cyprinodontiformes, Fundulidae. The transcript is spliced from 12 exons. The coding region runs from base 1 to 3249 and encodes 1082 amino acids. The record is from RefSeq and is a predicted model, not a curated record.
AUGAUCAACGGAAUCCAGAUGUUCACUGUUACCCCUGAGAAGGACACCACCUUCUACAUCAACAAGACUCAAGGCAGCAGUUGCUACAUGUGCACUAAAGUCCCAGGCAUCAAACCGGAAAGACAAUGUUACGACAACCUCCCCUUGAAUAAAAACACCCCUGUGACAAUAGAGUUUCACUGCUCCAGACCUCAAGAUGUAUUCAUUGUGGAAAUUGUGCGCAACAUAGCAUGCACCUCAACGUCGUGUGGCCGCAUCAUCCAGUCUGACUUCGGAUCCUCAGGCUUGUUGGAUUUUCCUCGCAGAUUUACUUGGAAAAUUAAGGCUUAUCCACAGAAAUCGUUUCAGAUAAAUUUUGCUAAGACAGGGCUGAGCCAGAUCGCUCCAACCGACAGCUGUAACGAUAAACACACCUACACUCUCCGAGCAGCAGACGUUCUUCUAGGAAAAUACUGCUCAUCUGGACCCAUCAGUAAUGCUCAGAUCCUGAAUCAGGGCAGCUUCUCUCUGGACCUCCCAGCAGGCCAGAAGCCAAAACCUGACCAGUUUGAUGUGUUUGUAGCAGCGAAAAUAGAUACCAUUGGCAACAUUUCAGUCACAUUACUGAAAGAAUCAUCCUCAACGCUGAUGUCACCAAACUACCCAAGAAGUUUUCCUAAUGAUGACGUGAUAGAGUGGUACUUUCAGGUCCCCAAUGAACACAAGGCAGCCAUUAAGUUUAUGAACCUGACGCUGCCGACUUGUUUGAAGGAUCAGACAGGAGUGGAGUACAGCAGCAGAGAAAAAACGCAGGUUGUUCGCCUGAAUGAGGUCCAGCCGGAACAGAAUGAGGGGAGCUUCUCACUCAGGCUGAGGAACUGUAAGAUGGACACAACACGUUCUGGUUCUGCUGGGCUCUCCAUGAAAUUCAAUGUAUCUGCUUAUCAAGGAGUCAAGAUUUUGACUGUUACCCCUGAGAAGGACACCACCGUCUACAUCAACAACACUGAAGCCAGGAGUUGCAAAGUGUGCAAGGUUACAAAAGUCCCAGGCAACUUACCAGAUCGACAAUGUCACAGCAACCUCACCCUGAGUAGCACCACCACUGUGACAUUAGAGUUUGACUGCCUCAGAACUCAAGAUGCAUUCACUAUGGAAAUUGUGCGCAACAUAGCGUGCACCUCAAAGUCGUGUGGCCGCAUCACCCAGUCUGACAUCAGCUCCUCGGACUUAUUGGAUUUUCACCGCAUAUUCACUUGGAAAAUUAAGGCUUAUCCACAGAAAUCGUUUCAGAUAAAUUUUGCUGAGAAAGGGCUGAGCCAGAUCGCUCCAACGGACAGCUGUAACGAUAAACACACCUACACUCUCCGAGCAGCAGACGUUCUUCUGGGAAAAUACUGCUCAUCUGGACCCAUCAGUAAUGCUCAGAUCAUGAAUCAGGGCAGCUUCUCUCUGGACCUCCCAGCAGGCCAGAGGCUCAGACCUGGCCGGUUUGAUGUGUUUGUAGUAGAGGAAAUACCUAUUAUUGCCAACAUUUCAGUCACAUUACUAAAAGAAUCAUCCUCUACGCUGAUGUCACCAAACUACCCAAGAAGUUUUCCUGAUAAUGACGUGAUGGAGUGGUACUUUCAGGUCCCCAAUGAACACAAGGCAGCCAUUAAGUUACUGAACCUGACGCUGCCGACUUGUUUGAAGAAGAAGAUAGCCCUAGAGUACAGCAGCAGAGGGAAACCACAGGCACAGGUUGUUCGCCUGGAUCAGAUCCAGCCGGAACAGAAUGAGGGGAGCUUCUCACUCAGGCUGAGGAACUGUGAGAUGGACACAACACGUUCUGGUUCUGCCGGGCUCUCCAUGAAAUUCAAAGUGUCUGCUUAUCAAGGAGUCCAGAUAUUGACUGUUAAGCCUGAGAAGAACACCACCAUCUACAUCAACAACACUAAAGCCAGCAGUUGCAAAGUGUGCAAUUAUAAAGAGGUCCCGGGCAACAUACCUAAGCAGCAAUGUCACAGCAACCUGACCCUGAUUAACAACAACCCUGGUACAAUAGAGUUUGACUGCUCCCGAUCGCAGGAUGAAUUCACUGUGGAAAUUGUGCACAACAUAGAAUGCACCUCGAAUUUGUGUGCCCAAAUCAUUCAGUCUGACGGUGGAUUCCCAGACUUUCUGAAUUUUUCUCGCAGAUUCACUUGGAAAAUUAAGGCUUAUCCACAGAAAUCAUUUCAGAUAAAUUUUGCUGAGAAAGGGCUGAGCCAGAUCGCUCCCACCGACAGCUGUAACGAUAAACACACCUACACUCUCCGAGCAGCAGACGUUCUUCUAGGAAAAUACUGCUCAUCUGGACCCAUCAGUAAUGCUCAGAUCCUGAAUCAGGGCAGCUUCUCUCUGGACCUCCCAGCAGGCCAGAAGCCAAAACCUCACCAGUUUCACGUGUCUGUAGGAGAGAAAAUAAACACCAUUGCCAACAUUUCAGUCACAUUACUAAAAGGUUCAAUGUCCUCAACGUUGAUGUUACCAAUCUACCGAGACAACGUCCCCAAUGGAGGAAUGGAGUGGUACUUUCAGGUACCCGAUAAACAUAAUGCGACGAUAAAGUUUCUGAACCACAUACUGCCAAAUUGUUCGGAUAAGCAGAUGGAAUUGGAGUACACUGGCAGCAAAGGAACAACGCAGGUCGGUCGCCUGGAUGACCUCCAGCCGAUACAGAAUCAGGGGAGCUUCACACUCAGGCUGAGGAACUGUAAGGUGGUCCGUACUCGUGCAAGUACCAAUCAAGGUGCUAAACUGAAGCCCAUACUUGGUGCAGUGGCUGCUCUGUUCCUCAUUUCCAUCAUAGUGCUGUUGGUGGUCUGCUUUGUGAUAAAGAAGAAGAGAAAAGGGCAAAGUCCAGCAGUUGCAGCCGAGAAUCCAGACCGAAAUGUCCCGAAAGAACCCAACAACCACCCAGAAGACUGCAACGACAGAAACCAUGUCUAUGCCACAAUUGAUGACUCGCUAGUCUACUCACACCUGCUGAACAAGCUGAAAGGCGGUGAACAUUAUGACUCCUAUCAGUCCCUGGACAUUAAGCCCAAAAAGCCAUCAGUCUAUGAAGACGUCGGUGGUGACAGCUCUGUGCCGCUCUUGCAAUCCAAACAAGGUCAGCCGCUUUCCAACAAGGCUUCAAGCUACGUAGAGCUCGUUGUGGUCAACAACGUUUAUGAUUUGGAGCAAAAUAACCAAGAGGAGUGUCCUUCCCUGGAACCACAUUUAGAGCUGAAGGGAGAAAACUGAGCAGAGUAUUCAGUUCAGCUUUUGGAAUUCCACUGAACCUUUUUCUUUCUCAAUUUUAUUUAAUACUGUUGAGGAAAAUAUCUUAGUUGUUAAAUUAAUCAGGCAGUUGUUUGAAGAAUAGCAUAACAAACCCCCCAAGGUAUGUCUCUCCUCUGUUGCUGGGUAAGAUAACAUGCAUGGGUUUUAUGGCAGGGGAUAGGUCAUUUGGCUUGACCCUUUGCAGAGUAGAAGAGUCUCUUUGUUUUAAGAACAGAUCACCACCCCCGCCUGAGGAGAUGCGAGGGUGUCACCCUUAAAAAGAAGUGUUCAGAGGUGUGAAAGUUAGACAGAACUUUUCACAUUGCCAGGAUGUCAGCUGGUAAAGAAUACAACAAAAUGGUAAUGUAAAAUCCUGUCUCCGUUGGGAAAUUCCUAAUGAAUUAAAUAUGAAUAUUACAAUGUUUACCUCUGAUCAAUGUUUUCUUAUUUACUGUCAAAUGUUAAACCAGGAUAAGAAUGGGCCUUUAGAGCUAAGCAGGAGCAGGCCGAUAUUAAUAUCUACAAUACCCUUUUUGUGGGUUUUUACGGCAACAGUGGCUAAUUUUUUCAUACAGUAGACAGACAGGAAAGGGAGUAUGAGAAGGAGGAAGACGUGUGGCAAAAGACCUCAGACUGGAAUCAAACCCGGGUCAACCACGUCGAGGACUAAGGCCUCCGAAUAUGGGUCGUCUGCACCUCCCCUGCGCCUUUGGAGCAUGUCCCACUGGACCUUCUUGGACCUUUUGAUUUUCCUUCCCUAACAUGUGUGUCAGUCUGUACUGUUUUUGUUAAAACGAGUUGUUUUCUCCAGAGAGGUGUUUUUAACCCAGCGCACUUCAGACCUGACUCUGGCUGGGAAUGUGUUUUAUUUCACCUUUUUAUUACAACUUUAUUAUUAUUUUAACUAGUCUACCUAGACCUCUGCUAACUUCAAUUGAGUUUUUUUGGUAUGAAAUUGUAUUCAUCUUUUUUUUUCCAAAUGAUGGAGGUUGUUCUAAGAGCUAUUAAUUCGUAAAAUUGUGUGUCAUUGCAAUAAAAAAACUGUAAACUGUGUUUACUGUCAGGGCCUUGAUACCUCUCUAACAUCCCAAGGCUGAACACUUUUGCAUAUCAUAAGACUUUUAGAACAUGAUAGCUGGUUUGUGUGCUGACAACGAUAACAAUGUAGCUGUGGUGGGUUGACAGAUAAGUGAAACUGUAGUAAGUGUGAAGUGCCCACAGGUAUCUUUUAGAAAGAAACUUCUUGUUGUUUUUAGAGUAGAUUUUAUAUUAAUGGUUCUUCUUAUUUUCACAUAUUAUUCUUUGGAGUAAUUAAGUACAUCAUAUUCUUCAGUAACAUGGCUUAAAUGUUUAACUUUCUAACUGAUGUCAUAAUCAAUGGAACAGUUAUUUGAAGUCAUUCCUUUCAAUGCUGGACUUUUUUUCACACUCUAGUCCUCAAAAUGAGAUGCAUAAAUAAAACAUUAUGAAAUAUUAUCUACUUGAAUAAAUAAGAUAUUCAAAUAGAUAUUCAAAGUAGCAGUGAAAUUGUGAAAUAACUGAACGCA